GAAAGAGAAACCCGACCAGAAGGCACCAAGUAUCUCGAACUUGCUGUCAUUGGUGACGCCAAGCUGUACAGUCAACGCGGCAGCAAUACCCAGACAGCUCUCACAACACUUUUUAAUGCGGUGAAGAAUGUCCUGCAGCUCGAUUCGCUGGCUGGAACCAACCUCGUCCCCAUACUAGUGCACAUGGUAAUCUUGACGCCAAGUCAGCCUGGAUUUACAACCAGCUCAGAUCCUGAAGAGUCUUUAGAAAACGCCGAGGGGUGGCUGCAAAACAAUAGGUACCCGUCUUCGGAUAAGCGUCACUGGGACAAUGCUGCCGUGAUGAGCGGAUGGUCCUUCACAGAAGAUACCCUUGGCCUGGCCAAUCUGGGCGAAUGUGACAACGAAAAAGCAGUUUCCAUUUCAAGCUUCCUCGGCUUUGACGUGGCGACCGACACGGCUGCGCAUGAAAUCGGACACAAUUUGGGUAUGUGUCAUGACAGCUUUCAAAACAAUUGUCCUCCUUCUGGAUACAUCAUGGCCGCCGAAACAACCGACGUCAGGGUUAAGCCCAAAUGGUCUUCGUGCAGUAAACGUUACUACAACCACUUUAUCGCGAGCAAAGACUGCUACAACGACUCUUAGAUCAUGUCAUCCGGAUCCGAGCCUGAUCUAUCUAUACAUCAAGUAACGACGCAAAAUAAAAAUUGGUGAUGGGCUUCGGGUAAUCUACUGAAUUUUACCUUUUGAAUAUACACGCCUGCAUUUAUUUCCUGUUUAUUCACAACCUUUCAAAGGCAAUAACUGUAUAUCGUAGUGUCAUGGGAGAAUGUCUUCACUGGCAAUUUUUCUGUAAUCUAGGUUGUUGAGUUUUUCAGAUCAUUUCCAAUAAAUUUAUUGAAAUUUGCAAUUCGUCAUCAUUGUAAACGUUUAUUUGCCCAGUAUUUCGCAUAUUUUGAAUUUAAGCGAUCUUAUUAAGUAACAUAAACCCACAAAAUAGUCGUCAUAGAAAUCAGUUAAAUUUGUUUACGGUGUAAACAAACAUUUUCUUGUGUACAUGAAAAGGCUAAAAUUUGUGUAUAAACCUUUCUUCGAAAACACAAUACGCGGUUUAAAUCAUUUUUGCCCUGCAGAGAUCAUUGCAAUUGGGGUGAUUUCAGUAAUUUGUUUUGGAGCCAUUUUGCCCCUUCGUAAAAACGGUGACAAGUUAUGAAGACUCCAGUCAAUUGUAGAAUGUCAUUUCCUCUGAUGUGAUCCAAACCAUUCGUGACGAAGUCGAAAUUAACCGUUUUUAAUGCGAAAUAAAACAUGUUAUGUUUGCGUUUUCUUCAAGCCAGAUGAUCAGAAUUACAAGCUGGACCGAAAAUAAAGUUGGUAUUCAAAAAUAUUACAAAUAGAACAGUGUUUGCACACUUAGACCACUCUUUAAAUCUUAACAACCCUUUUGAAUCAGAAAAGCUUUGUUUCGUUUAAAUCCAACAUUUAUAGUGUUUAGUUGUCAAUCAGUUUAUGACUUUACUGAAUUUCAUCCAUGCAAAACGUUGUAGCUCAAAGAGCCGUAACGUUUCUAUAUGGGCUUGAGUUGCGCAUCAUUUUUAAUGAUAAUAUAUCAAUUUCUUAAUUGCUUUAUUUUUCCAGGUUAAACAAAAA
This is a messenger RNA of Acanthaster planci (crown-of-thorns starfish), 1629 nucleotides long. RefSeq names its product A disintegrin and metalloproteinase with thrombospondin motifs 14-like. NCBI's taxonomy places the organism in Eukaryota, Metazoa, Echinodermata, Asteroidea, Valvatida, Acanthasteridae. The record is from RefSeq and is a predicted model, not a curated record. Gene Ontology annotation, molecular function: metalloendopeptidase activity. Gene Ontology annotation, biological process: proteolysis.